Messenger RNA from Seriola aureovittata, 590 nucleotides. It is a transcript of the gene lhb, whose product is annotated as luteinizing hormone subunit beta. Gene Ontology annotation, molecular function: hormone activity. Lineage: Eukaryota; Metazoa; Chordata; Actinopteri; Carangiformes; Carangidae. The record is from RefSeq and is a predicted model, not a curated record. Gene Ontology annotation, cellular component: cytoplasm; extracellular region. Bases 52 to 498 code for a protein of 148 amino acids. Gene Ontology annotation, biological process: ovulation; G protein-coupled receptor signaling pathway. The transcript has 4 exons.
GCCGGAGCUGGACAGCUGGCCUCAGCACACCUGCUGCAGACACCGGAGAGGAUGACGGCUCCACAGGUCACCAGAGUGAUACUCCCCCUGAUGUUGAGUUUGUUUCUGGGAGCCCCAUCUUCCAUUUGGCCCCUGGCUCCUGCAGCGGCCUUCCAGCUGCCGCCCUGCCAGCUCAUCAACCAGACGGUGUCUCUGGAGAAGGAGGGCUGCCCCAAGUGUCACGCAGUGGAAACUACCAUCUGCAGUGGUCACUGCAUCACCAAGGACCCUGUCAUCAAGAUACCAUUCAGUAACGUGUACCAGCAUGUGUGCACAUACCGGGACUUGUAUUACAGGACGUUCGACCUUCCUGACUGUCCUCCUGAUGUGAACCCCACCGUCACCUACCCGGUGGCUUUGAGCUGCCACUGCGGCAGGUGUGCGAUGGACACAUCUGACUGCACCUUUGAGAGCCUGCAACCCGACUUCUGCAUGAAUGACAUACUUUUCUACUACUAGAAAAAAAACCACAUUCAGACACACAACACAUAGAACAUAGAGCCGCCCUCACAUUUAGCAUCAACUGUAGUAAAUAAAGAUUGUUGCCUUUA